Molecule: messenger RNA, 999 nt
Organism: Anastrepha obliqua
Lineage: Eukaryota; Metazoa; Arthropoda; Insecta; Diptera; Tephritidae
Exons: 1
Coding region: 1-999 (332 amino acids)
Source: RefSeq, a predicted model, not a curated record
AUGUUCUACCAACAACAUCGCAAAAGGCGGCAGACGGCACUCAGAGAGAAAGAGUCAGCCCGCAAAAAACACAAAUCCGAGGGUGCCCUCAUGAAGUCUCGCUACACGAAGGCGACGUUCAUUCUAAGCAAGACUGUCAAGAAUGACGCGGCUGACAAGGUAAAAUACCAGCAGCUGGUAAAGGAGUAUGAAGACUUCAUAUCCAAAAAACCUAAAACGGACAACAAUAAAAAAGGCGAUGCGAUGAAGAGAAUCGUGAUCAGGAUCGUGAUCGAUCACGCACCGCAGAGGCCUAAGGUGUCCAGCAGCAUCGAAGAAACAAAACAACGACCGUUCAGUGAGGUGGUUAAAGAUAACCUCCUCUACGCACUGAUCGACGAGAUUACAAAUAGCGGCAAAGUGGUCCUGCAGAAGUGGGGGCAAGUGGAGGCCAAACUGUGCAAGCUCGUGCUAGACAAGUAUGUGGUUGGAGCACAGGGCGGAACUCUCCCUUCCUUCGAUUCUGCAGGAGUACUUCGAGGCUGUAGGGUAAUUAAGUGCGACGACAACUGGUCUAGGGUUGUCCUAGAAAAGUGCGUUGCUGAGAUCAGCAGCUCACUGGAAGGCUUAAAGCUUAAGCUCAUUCCGGCCAAGGUUAUACCUUGCCCUCCUCGCGCUCACAUUUGGCUACCUGUGAUGGACUUGAGCGGUGCAGAUAUGCUGAAAUACCUAAAGUCACACAACCCUGCGGUGCCGAUGGACGACUGGGCAAUCGUGAAGGCAGAAAAACCGCAGAAGAGCAGCAUGUUAUUCGUUCUGCUGAUUAAUGAUGAGUGCCUGCCAAUACUGAAACAAUCUGACAACAAAAUGCGGUUUGGUCUAAGAAAGGCCAAACUGAAAAUUUUCAAAGCAGACGGCAAUGAAAAUGAGGAGGACCCAGAUGAGGUCGACAACAAUAUACAGCUAGAAAGGCUAGAAAAGCUUGACCUAGCUGAAGACGACAACAAACCCGAUACCUAG